GGGGGCGUUCUCCCCCCCCCAAAAAAAAAGAAAAAAAAAGAAAAGAAGUGAGAUAUUGGGCGUCUCACAUCUGUUCUUCUUUUUUGCUUCUGAACUUUCCUUACGAUUCUGAUCUUUCUGAGACUAUGGGCCUCGGUCCGCUACUCCCCACGUGCAUAAAAAACAAAAAAUAUGGCAGUGUAUCUUCCCAUGUUCUAGCGGAAGUGUCGUUCUCAUUUUGCACAUUUGGAGGAUGAUUGUUGUUAAAGAUUUUGAUGUGAUUGGACAUUGGGGAGAUACGAUUGGUCACCCAUCUUCAAUUUCUGAUCCAGGAAGGGUCAGUUCUCCUCAGCAACCACUUCCACAGCAGCAGCAGCAACCACCCCCACAGAAGCAGGAGCACCAACAGACGCAGCAGAAGCGGGAUUUCUUGUGCAGACAAGCAGCUCAACAGCGCAAACACGUGCAGGGGCUGAGUGCAGGCCUCUUGGGAGCAGCUGAUGACGGUAAUGGAAAUGGGACCAUGAUGGCGUCGCUUGGAAGACCUCCCGGCGCUGGGAACAAAGCCCAUGGUCCGGGAAUUUGUCAAGCUACAGGGAAUGGUGGGACUGGUCAACAGAGUGCACAGAUGCAGGGACUGGGGGGUGGAUUGCUGGGACCGUAUGAUGAUGGGCGGAAGACAAAUGGAACGCUGCUGAUGUCUUCUGGAAGUCAACCAGACACUCACAGCGAAGGUCAUGAUCCUCAAAAGUUUCGAGUAACAGGGCGUGCCACUGUUCAAAGGAGUGCACAGCUGCAUGGACAAGAGGCAGGACUCCUGGGAGCGGGCAAUGACAGCCAGAGCAGAAAUGGGACCAUUAUGGUGUCACCUGGACGACGACCGGACGCUCACAGCCAACGCCAUGCUCCACGAUUGUCUGGAGUCACUGAGAAUGGCACUGUUCAACAGAGUCUACUGCUGCAGGAGUUGGUGGCAAGGCCCGUAGAAAUGGUCACAGGACUCCUCGGAGUCGGCGAUGACGGCUAUAACAGAAACGGGACGAUGAUGGCGUCACCUGGAAGACGACCAGACCCUCCUCCACGAAUGUCUGGCGUUACAGCGAAUGGCACCAUUCAACAGAGUGCACCGCUGCAGGAGUUGGCGGCAAGGCCAGUAGCAAUAGGUGGUGAUGGACAGCUGACUCAGACAAGCAAUCUCAACAUGAUGAUGCCAUCUGGAAGACAUUCACACAGUGAGGACGUCAUGGCUGUGAUGGGCAGAGGAAGCAUAGGACCUCCUCCUGGAAUAAGCAGUACAGGCAAACAACAACAACAACAACAACAACAACAACAACAACAGCAGUCACAGAGCUCAGGGAGCUUAGAGAUAUGGAGUAAGCAGUACGGGGCCGAGCCACAGCACCUGCGCAGGCAGGCGGACGAAGGAAAAUCAGCUUUGCGUUUUCAAGCUGCAAACAUUGAUGCGAGCGCUCCUGUCAUCCCGAUCUCUGAGUUGAGUCCAAUGAAAACUCGGUGGACCGUCAAGGCAAGGGUGACUGCAAAGAAAGACAUGCAGCCUUAUAACAAUGCAAAAGGCAGCGGUACGUGGUUCAGCUUCCACCUGGAAGAUAACACCCGGAGGGUCCGUGUGGUAUGUUUCGACAAGGUUGCGGAAAAGUUUUAUGAGAGCAUAGCGGUUGGCAAAGUGUAUUGUGUGUCAAAUGGAUCGCUGAAACAAGCACGAACAGGCUUCUCCCACCUCGAGCACCCUUGGGAGAUCAACCUGGAGACCUUUUCGACCAUAGACCAUGAUGAAGAUGCAGAUGUAAAUAAUACACCUGUGCCAAGGUCUCAAUUUCAAGUAAUAUCCGACGUGCUAACAAUGGAAAUCAAUACAAUAGUCGAUCUGAUUGCUCUCGUCAUUCAUGUUGGCCCGAUGGAAUCAAUCACUCGCAAGAAUGGUACGAAAACGCAGAAGAGGAAGUUAUUGUUGUGGGACAGGUCUGAGAAGAACGUCGACCUUACCCUUUGGGGAGAGUUCUGCUCCCGGGAAGGCCAGCAGUUGCAUGAUCUUUGGGCUAACGGUUCCUCACCCCCCGUUCUUGCAGUUACGGCCGCACGUGUGAGCGAGUACAGGAAUCGUAAGUUGGUUGAAACCAUCCCAAAGACCCAAUUGACCAUCAACCCUGAUCUCCCCGUGGGCGCAGAUCUCAAAGAUUGGGCGGCAGCACAAGGUGGCGGCCAGUUGGCAACCAUUAAUGUAAAGCAAAGAGAUCGCAGCAGUGGAGGAGCUGGCCCGAUAGAAACUCGAAAAAUGAUUUCGCAGAUCAAAGGUGAAGGUUUUGCAUCAGGUGGACGUGCAUAUCAAGUCUGGAUUCGUGGGACGAUAUCGCGUGUCAACCAAAACAAUGCUGUGUAUCUGGCAUGUCUACAGAAGAGGGCUGGGGACAGCCGUACGUGCGGCAAAAAGGUGGUCAAAAUGGGUGAUCGCCAGUACAAAUGUGAGACGUGCAAUAUAAUCUUUGAUGAAGUGAUUGGAGGCUUUGGAUACAAGUACAAACUGGACUUUGAUAUCCAGGACAGCACUGACAAGGCACGGGUGACUGCAUUUGGAGACUUGGGUGAGGCAGUUCUGGGAGUGUCCGCCGUUGACCUAUGGAGUUGGAAAGGAACUGACGACUUGCGAUUUGCGCAGACAUUCCAGAAGGCUCUCCUUCGACAGAUUCUGCUCAAGGUGAAUGUGGAGUUGCAAAAGGGCGAAACACGGGUAAAAUUAACAGCUGUCAAAGUCAACCCCCUUGACUACACUGAAGAAACCAGAGUACGUCUUGAAAUGAUCAGGAGAAUGCAGGCAGGACUUCCACAAGACGGAGAGGAGACGAAGGGAGAGCACGCACACAGUUAUGGAAGGGGGAGCAGCAAACAAGACUCGUCAGCCAGUGAAGGUGCCGUACGAGGCCCAGCAGACAGGAAUACUGUCUGCUUCAGGUGCAAUCAGCCGGGUCAUUGGGUGAAGGAAUGCACUUAUUCUGGUGGUGGGGUCCGCAGCAGUGAAGGUGCGGUACAAGGUGCGGUACAAGGUGCGGUACAAGGUGCAGCAGACAGCAAUGCCUGCUUAAAGUGCCAUCAAACGGGGCAUUCAGAGAAGGAGUGUACUAGUUUUGGGGAUGAUGGGGCUGGGAGCGGGGGUAGGGGUGGGGCCGAGAACAGUGAAGGUGGUGUACGAGGUUUUGGGGGUGGGGUUGGGAGCGGGGGUGGGGGUGGCAGCAGGGGCAGGGGGGGAGGUGAUAACAGUGAGGGUGGUGUACGAGGUGUAGCCGACAAACGUCCCUGCUUCAAAUGCGGUCAAACGGGUCACUGGAUGAAAGACUGUCCCAAAAAUUCUUGCUUCAAGUGCAAUCAACCGGGGCACUGGAUGAAUGAGUGCCCUAAUUCUUAGGGAGGGGGGCUGCAGCAAUUAAGCUAUUAUACGGUGCCAGCAGAAAGACAAGCAUGUUCCAAGUGCCAUGAAAUGGAGGCUCGGGGUCAGGGGGGGGCGGCAGUGACUUUGGCAAUGAAGGUGUACGAUGCGCAGCAGACAGACGUACCUGCUUGAAGUGUCAUGAAACGGGUAAAGACUGCCCCAAAAUCAACACUUUCAGUGCCAUCAACAAGGUCACUGGGUGAAGGAUUGCUUUAAUUCUUAUGGAGGGGGGCUGCAGCAGUGAAGGUGGUAUACGUCUCAAUACGAGGUGCAGCCGAUAAAGAUAUCUGCUGCAAGUGCCAUCCAGACUACCAGCCAGGCCACCCGGGUCACCCUGUUUUCCCAGGCUGGAUGUGCAAGGACCAAUGAAGGUCCCAACCUACG
Molecule: messenger RNA, 3805 nt
Organism: Chara braunii
Lineage: Eukaryota; Viridiplantae; Streptophyta; Charophyceae; Charales; Characeae
Source: the annotation of a GenBank genome assembly